AUGAUGCAAAUGCAGCAUCAGGGACAGGUCGCGCCUCCCCAAAAUGUCCAGGCGAGCCACUUUGCCCCGUCGCAUCAAAUCGCUGCCAUGAACGAGGCUGUCUGGCUGCAGAUAGGGAGCUUCUCGGAACUCUUGCGCGUCCCUGACGAGGCCAUGCAUGCCUACGAGCGGGCCCUGCAGGCCAAUCCAAAUUCGACGGCGGCCAUGAAUGCCAUCGGCAUGCUGCUCAAGGGCCGCGAGGCCUUUGACAAGGCGCUCGAAUUCUUCCGUGCCAUCGUCCAACUGGAACAGAAUAAUGGCGAAGCCUGGGGAAAUCUCGGCCACUGCCAUCUCAUGACCGAGAAUCUCCAGAAGGCAUACGAUGCCUACCAGCAAGCCCUGGUCAAUCUCAGAGACCCCAAGGACCCGAUGCUCUGGUACGGCAUUGGCAUUCUCUACGACCGCUACGGCAGCUACGACUAUGCUGAAGAGGCAUUUUCGCAAGUUAUGCAGAUCCAACCCGACUUUGAGAAAGCCAACGAGAUAUAUUUCCGCCUCGGCAUCAUAUACAAACAACAGUCCAAGUUCAACCAGAGUCUUGAGUGCUUCAAGUACAUUGUUAAUUCACCACCGGGGCCCUUGACACAAGAAGACAUUUGGUUUCAGAUUGGACAUGUGCACGAGCAGCAAAAGGACUUCGAGAACGCCAAGGCUGCCUACCAGCGGGUUCUGGAUCACUCACCCAAUCACGCCAAGGUUCUCCAGCAGCUAGGCUGGCUUCACCACCAGCAGAGCAACGCAUAUGAAACCCAGGACCGGGCAAUUCAGUAUCUUGAAAAGUCUGUUAGUGCAGAUAACACCGAUGCUCAGAGUUGGUAUCUGUUGGGUCGUUGUUACAUGUCCCAGCAGAAGUAUCCGAAGGCAUACGAAGCAUACCAACAGGCCGUGUACCGGGACGGCAAGAAUCCGACGUUCUGGUGCUCCAUUGGUGUGCUCUACUACCAGAUUAACCAGUACCGAGACGCCCUUGACGCCUACUCUCGAGCCAUUAGGCUGAAUCCGUACAUUUCGGAGGUUUGGUAUGAUCUCGGGACCCUGUAUGAGUCUUGCAACAACCAGAUUGCCGAUGCGCUCGACGCGUAUCAGAGGGCUGCGGAGCUUGACCCAGGCAACCCUCACAUCAAGGCUCGCCUCCAGCUCCUCCGGUCUGGUGGUAGCAAUGGAGGCCCGCCUCCGGCACCCCAGCCAGCCGACGUACACCCCCAGGCAUACCAAGCCGCCGGCCCUACUGGCCCUGUCGGGCCCCAGUGGGGAGGAUCUGCGCAACAGCCCCCCUCUGGCGGUCCUCCGCCGCCCCCGCCCCCCAAUCCCUAUGAGGGUCGGGAGCCUUUCCGCGGCCCACCUCCGCCUCCGCAACGGCAGCCCAGCCCGCCGCAGGAGCCGCAAAUGCGUCAGCAGCCUUACCCAGACGCUGGCAGGGGCGGACUCUCGCGUCGCGGCAUGUCUCCAGCUCCUGCUGGACACCAAUACUCUCAGGGUCCUCCGCCUCACCCUCCUUCACAAGCUUCCGCGCCCCCGUCGAGCUCCGCCAACGGGGCCAAUCCUCCGCCAAACGGUAUGGCUCCUUAUAGGUCGAAUAACAGCCCACGUGCUGACGGCCGUGUCGCCCACGAUACUCGAAUGCCCUCGCCGAAGUCGGCCUACCCUCAGCACCAAGCGCCGCCACAGGCCUACGCUCAUCACCCGGAGGCGCCACCGCAAGUUGCCCCCGAGGGCGGACCGGCCUCGGCGCCAUCGGGGCCUGAGCGGAUGCGAGAGUGGGAAGAGGAAUCUGCAGCCAAGAAGCAGGCAAACGAGGAGAAUCGAGCACGUCUUGAUGAUCUGAGACACAGAAGACCCUCGACUCCUCCCCGUGACGCGUAUCGCCGCAAUUCGUCCGAGUCUCGUCGCCCUGAUGAGCAGCGUCGCGGCGAAGAAACGAGGAAAGUGGAAGACGUGCGUCCUCCGAAUGACGGCUACCAUCCCUCUGAAGCUGCCCAUCACCCUCAACCUGUCGGACCCAGUCAACUGCCACCUAUGCAACAACCAUCUAGUUCCGCCAUGCAGGGGGUCGUGCAGGAGAAGCCGCACGCGGGGCCGCCCCUUAAGGAAGAGCGGCCGGCAACUGAGCAGGCCAAUCUUCCUCCCCCACCCCCGACUGUUGCAGAGCCUGAGAGAGCGGCCAGGAAGAUGGACGUGGACGAGGAUUACGAUGACAGCGGCGAAGACGACAAGAAGGCGGUUCUUGCCAACGGAUCUGCUGCGGCACCAGGGUCCACGGAUGGGAAAACGUCGACGCCUGCGAAUGCCGGGGUCAAUGGUUCCUCGGGUACUGCCACAAAAGCCGAGUGA
Molecule: messenger RNA, 2370 nt
Organism: Hirsutella rhossiliensis
Lineage: Eukaryota; Fungi; Ascomycota; Sordariomycetes; Hypocreales; Ophiocordycipitaceae
Product: tetratricopeptide repeat domain-containing protein
Exons: 11
Coding region: 1-2370 (789 amino acids)
Biological process (GO): regulation of gene expression
Molecular function (GO): RNA polymerase II cis-regulatory region sequence-specific DNA binding; protein binding; chromatin DNA binding
Source: RefSeq, a predicted model, not a curated record